This is a messenger RNA of Boleophthalmus pectinirostris (great blue-spotted mudskipper), 1363 nucleotides long. RefSeq lists its product as uncharacterized. Bases 296 to 1363 code for a protein of 355 amino acids. The transcript has a single exon. The record is from RefSeq and is a predicted model, not a curated record. NCBI's taxonomy places the organism in Eukaryota, Metazoa, Chordata, Actinopteri, Gobiiformes, Gobiidae.
CCCGAGCUGUGCCAACUACGCUUUACGGAAGACUGCAGAGGAUGGUAAAGACAGAUCAUCACCUGAGGCAGUAACUACAGUCCUAGAGCACUUCUAUGUCGAUGAUUGCCUGGUCUCAGCUUCUAAUGAGAAAAAGGCUACUUCCUUGACCAAGGACCUUGUGGCGCUCUGCGAGAGUGGAGGAUUCCAUUUGACUAAGUGGUCUAGCAACAGCCGUGAAGUGCUGUCAUCUCUUCCCGAACACGAGAGAGCAAAGGAGAUCAAGAAUCUAGAUCUGGACAGGGAUGAACUACCGAUGGAAAGGGCCCUUGGGGUGGACUGGUGCAUAGAAUCAGAUUCCUUCAAGUUUCGUAUCCUUGUGAAGAGUAUGCCUUUAACCAGACGGGGUAUCCUCUCAGUCGUAAGCUCAAUUUAUGACCCCCUUGGAUUUCUGUCGCCUUUCAUUCUUCUUGCGAAGAUCAUUGUCCAGAAUCUCUGCCGAAUGAAACUUGCCUGGGAUGAUGAGAUUCCAGAAGACAUAGCAAACAGAUGGGUUGGCUGGCUGUCUGACUUGAGCCAGUUCUCCAGCUUUUCCAUUAGGAGGUGCUUCAAACCUGAGGGAUUUGGUCCAGUAGUGUCGGCCCAGCUGCACCACUUCUCCGACGCUAGCGAGAAGGGCUAUGGCGUUGUUACUUACCUCCGCAUCGAGAACAGCCACGGUCGAGUCCAUUGCUCAUUUCUUCUAGGAAAAUCCAGAGUGACGCCGCUUAAACCAGUCACCGUGCCGCGCCUCGAGCUUACAGCAGCUACCAUUGCGGUAAAAAUGGAUAAGCUUUUGAGGCGAGAGCUUCAGAUGGACCUCAAAGACUCCGUGCUGUGGACAGACAGCACCACUGUCCUCCGAUAUAUCGACAACUAUGGCGCUCGCUUUAAAACCUUUGUUGCAAACAGAGUAUCAACAAUCAGAGAAAACACGAGGCCAGCACAGUGGAGGUACGUCAGCACAGUUUCUAAUCCGGCUGACCAUGCAUCCCGAGGAAUGAAUGCAGAGUACUUCAUGAAGUGUCAGAGUUGGAUUGAAGGUCCUGACUUCCUAGCCAAGAACGAAUCUCAAUGGCCGGUCUUAUCAGAGUUCUCAAGAGAGAUAAGUGAAGACGAUGCUGAAGUGAAGCAUAUGACCAGCACGAAUGUUAUUAAGGCAGUCGACUCAAGCACAGACCCUCUCUUCAAGCUAACUCAUUACUACUCCAACUGGCACAGUCUGAGGAAGGCCGUCGCCUGGAUGUUGAGACUGAAGGAGCUACUUAGAAGCCUCUGCGAAAGAAGGAAGAUGUUUGAGUCUCAAGCCCANAGUCAAUGUCGACCAGGCCCAUGCCGAGCCUGA